AUGUCUGAUAACGAACUAGACGGUGCAUUUGGUGUUUUUGAAGAGCCAACGGACUUUUUGCCACCUCCUCCUGAAGCUCAUUUCGCAGAUUAUGAAAGAGAAUACGUCUCCAAGGAAUCCGAUUCUCAAAAUAAAAAAGUACAACUGCGUCUAGUCGGUAAAUCACCACUUUGGGGACAUAUGUUGUGGAAUGCUGGUAUUUACACGGCUAAACACUUGGAUAAACAUCCGGGAUUGGUAAAAGGUAAAAACGUCUUGGAAUUAGGUGCUGCAGCCGCUUUGCCUACAGUUGUAUGUGGAUUGAUUGGUGCUAAUAAAGUGGUUUCCACUGAUUAUCCAGAACCAGAACUUAUACAAAAUAUUCAAUACAAUGUGGAUCAUGAAUUAUACGGUGGUAAACCUUUUUCACAAGAUUCCAAUGAUAGGAAAGUGGUUGUCGAAGGUUACAUCUGGGGGAACGAAUACGAACCAAUCCUAUCACAUACCGGUGGAUCCAAAUUCGAUUUAAUCAUUCUUAGUGACUGUGUUUUUAACCACACAGAACACAGAAAACUAUUACGUUGUAUCAAAGAUCUCUUAGCAAAUGAUGGGAAAGCUCUUGUCGUAUUUUCACCUCAUCGUCCCAGACUCUUAGAUGUAGACUUAAGUUUCUUUGAAACUGCCAAAGAAUUUGGACUUGCUCCUGAGUUUAUCGAUUUAGUCAAAUGGCAUCCAAUGUUUGAUGAGGACCCAUCUACAGCGGAGAUCAGAUCUCGUGUAUAUGCCUAUUACUUAACGCAUGCCAAAGAAUAG
Zygosaccharomyces rouxii is the source of this 792-nucleotide messenger RNA. It is a transcript of the gene NNT1, whose product is annotated as S-adenosylmethionine-dependent methyltransferase. The record is from RefSeq and is a predicted model, not a curated record. The coding region runs from base 1 to 792 and encodes 263 amino acids. Lineage: Eukaryota; Fungi; Ascomycota; Saccharomycetes; Saccharomycetales; Saccharomycetaceae. Gene Ontology annotation, molecular function: protein-lysine N-methyltransferase activity. The transcript has a single exon. Gene Ontology annotation, biological process: peptidyl-lysine dimethylation.